Messenger RNA from Alternaria burnsii, 2406 nucleotides. RefSeq lists its product as uncharacterized. NCBI's taxonomy places the organism in Eukaryota, Fungi, Ascomycota, Dothideomycetes, Pleosporales, Pleosporaceae. The transcript has 6 exons. Bases 1 to 2406 code for a protein of 801 amino acids. The record is from RefSeq and is a predicted model, not a curated record.
AUGUUGGUGACCAAGCCAUCUAUCAUCGAGAAAGGCUCUUUUUAUGUUAUGUGGGGUGAGGCCGCGUUAGGCUGGGUUUCAGCUGCUGAUAUUGGUGCUUUGGCAGCCGCGGUGCUUCGCGUGGGACCCGAGAAGCACGCUGGUGCUGAUUACGGUUUGAGCCCUGAGAUCCUCACCGGCUCACCGGCUGCCGAGAUCAUCACCCAAGCCACUGGAACCAAGAUUGGAUGCAACGUCUAUAAUUCGGAGGCUCUUGAGGCUUACGUCGCGACAACAUCGGAUGCUGGAGCCCGUCUAUAUCUCAAUAGCGCUGUGCAGACGAUGCCUCUUGGCGAAUCUGGGCAAAUGCGUUACCAAGCUACCAAACGUGACGACUUCAAGGUUGUCAUUGGCCGGCCUGCAACAACGCUCGGUCUUGGCACCACUGUUGUAUACCAUUUCGUCAUGAUUGAUGACGGAAUCUGUGUCGAGGACUUUUGUAAGCUGAGUCAAUUCUGCAAAAAGGUCUCUUGGCUAUGCAAUUACCUGCGUAACGCUAGGAACAACUAUGCUGCUCCGGGAGGAAACCGCGACCUCGGGACCCAGCCAAGCACGGCCAACGAGAUCGCAAGGUACAGCCAACGCGUCGACAUUGGAAAGCGACUACUAAAUCCUCAUCACCUUCCACUAUCAAUUCCAGACAUUCCUCACAUCAAAAGAGCAUCCAUCUUGUUCAUUGUCUUCGAUCGCAACAUGAAACAGUAUCUGCUAUCAACAACGGCACUGGCGUACGCGAGUCUUGCCGCAGCUACGGAGUAUUGUUCUCCAGCAGGCAUCCCACUCCUACCACUCCCCGACCUUUCCAUCGCCCCCAAGUUCGAUCCUGAGCCACUGAAGGCUGCACUGGACCGACUGAACAGUGAAGCGAUUCUCUUCAACACGUCUUCCACCUCUUACUCGGUCUCGAUAACCACGACUGAAGAUACAGUUUUUGAGUACCAUUGGACCGCACCAAACGUCAACACCACAGUUGGCGUUAGCGAGGUCAAUGGCGACACAGUCUACCGCAUCUUCUCGGUGACGAAAUUGUUUACCGUCCUUUCCGCGUUGCUUCAGGAGGGAUUGGACAUGGACGAUCUUGUUUCUAAGCAUGUACCGCAGCUUGAAGGGUCGAAAAACUUCGAGAACACGACUUUGCGAAUGCUGGCCAGCCAUCUGUCUGGCGCUCCGCGCGACGGCUUCGCCUUCGACACCUCUCUUCGGGGACCUCCUGAUUUCCUACAGGGCGAACUCGGCUUGCCGGAAAAUGCUACUGUCCCUGAGGGCUUCCCUGUUUGCAAUUCUGUAGAAUUUGGCCUAUGUGCUACUCGAGAGGAAUUUCUCCAAGGAGCGCUCGUCAGCAACUAUGUAUGGCCCGUCGGUCGGACCCCCGCAUACUCAAACUAUGCCUUUAUCAUUCUUGGCUACGCUAUCGAGUCUUUCACAGGCAAAUCGCUUCGAGACGUCAUCACAGACAGCAUCACGGGCCCUUUGGGCUUGAGCUCAGCGACUGGCCUGGACAGUCAGGAUGCAUCACUGAUGGUCAUACCUGGUGAAGUCGAUCACCUCGGUACUCAGGACAUCGGCGAAUUCAACGGAACUGCCGGCAUGUUCGCAACGCCCAACGACCUCGCCCGCUUUGUUCGCGGCCUCCUCAACAAUGAGCUACUCUCGAGCACCGACAUGGCCAAAUGGUUGAAGCCCGCCUCCUUCACCUCCUCCUCCAAAGGCCAAGCUGUCGGCAUGCCCUGGACUGUCUUGCGUCCCACAAGCCUUGGUCUUGAUUCAGGCGAGAGACCCGUCGAUAUAUACACCAUGCCUGGCGGACAGGGAUACUACAACGGCUACUUAGCCAUCAUCCCGGAGUACCAGCUCGGCUACACCGUCAACGUGGCUGGUGUGGGCGACGAUCCGGCGCUGCGAGCCCUGCUCGACCAUCUUGUGCGCUACUCUGUCCCGCAUUUUGACACCGUGGGCCGGGAGCAGGCCAGGGAAAACUAUGCGGGUCGCUAUGGUAGUGGCGAAUCGGUGAUCGAAUUGGUGGUAGAUGAUGGUCCGGGUCUCAAGGUGAAGAGCUGGACUACUGGUGGAAAAGCUGUGUCGGAUGCGUGGGUCGAGUUCUUUGGCUCUGAAACGCUGAACGCGGUUGAUGCGGACGUCAGGAUCUAUCCCAUCGGGGCGGAUAACCGUUGGCGGGUGGCAUUCCGGGGCAUUUCCGAUAUGAACAGUACGGGUAUUUUCGAGGAUGCUUGUUAUACUUGGUUCACUCAUGGGGCGUGGUUACAUGGUGGUCUGUUGGUGGAUGAGAUGGUAAUUAGUCUUGGUGGGGAUGGGGCAGCUACGGCGGUCAAUGUGCCUGGUCUUCGGCAGAAUCUAGCCAGGUCUUGA